CAAACACCACGGAGAGCAGGGUUAGAUGAAGUCAUGACAGGAGCACUGACAUCACACGCCCACCCUGCACUCCCCUGUGUUCCGGCGCGUCAUGGCGCACUCUGCCCACUGAGUCCAGCGCGUCCGGCCGAGCAAAGUCUGUGUCAUCAUGGCUUCGGAUCCAGAAAAUAACAGAGGGCGAAUGAAUCAGCUUCUGGGGAAACCCGGGAAUGGAGAGUGUGCCGACUGCGGAGCUGCAGAUCCGGAGUGGGCGUCCUAUACCCUGGGUGUGUUCGUGUGUCAAAGCUGCUCAGGCCUCCAUAGAAACAUUGCUCAGAUCAGCAAGGUGAAGUCUCUCCUGCUGGAUCCCUGGAGCUCCUCAGAGGUGGAGUUCAUGGACUCUGCUGGUAACAACGCUGCCAAGGCCAAAUAUGAGCAGAUAGUUCCUGCCUUCUUUUACCAGCCCAAACACAAAGACUGCAUGCUCCUCAGGGAACAAUGGAUUCGAGCCAAGUACGAGAGGAAGGAGUUCAUGUCAGUGGAGAGGCAGGAGCCCUACUCUGCAGGCUACAGAGAGGGGUUCCUAUGGAAACGAGGCAGAGACAAUGGACAGUACCUGAGCCGAAAGUUCAUCCUGUCAGAGCGGGAGGGGGUUCUGAAGUACUUCAACAAGCACGAUGCCAGGGAGCCCAAAGCGAUAAUGAAGAUAAAUACAGUGAAUGCCACUUUCCAGCCGACUAAAAUCGGAACACCUCAUGGCCUGCAGAUAACCUAUCUGAAGGACAACAGCACCAGGAAUGUCUUUGUCUACCACGAGGAUGGAAGGGAAAUGGUGGACUGGUUCAACGCCAUCCGAGCAGCCAGGUUUCACUACCUGCAGGUGGCCUUUCCUGUGUCCCCCCUGUCUGUUUUGUUGCCGAUGCUAACCAGGAACUACGCAAGGGAGGGUUACAUGGAGAAGACUGGUCCGAAGCACACGGAGGGCUUCAAGAAGAGGUGGUUCACUCUGGACGACAGGAGGCUCAUGUACUUCAAAGAUCCACUGGACGCUUACGCACGAGGCGAGGUGUUCGUGGGCAGUAAGGAGAACGGCUACAGUCUGCUGCCCGAGCUCCCGGCCAACACUCAGGGCUACCACUGGCAGUUUGGAAUCACCAUCGUGACCCCGGAGAGGAAUUUCCUCUUUGCGUGCGAGACCGAAGAGAGUCAGAACGACUGGAUGUUUGAAUUUCAAACGGUUAUCAACAGACCAAUGCUGCCUCAGGAGUAUGCAGUUGAGGCCUAUUUUAAACACAAACCAUGACUCUUGUAGUGUUUGAGGAUCUUCUGGUGCAGGAUGAUGAGCAGGAAGUGGAGCCUGAAGAAGAAAAGGGCCGGACAGAGAUAUUUGUGCUCGACAUCUCUUAAUAGGUUUUAUAAAAUCCAGGGGGACAGUGAGAUUAUCAUUCCCACAAUUACGGCUUUUACUCAAAGCGUGGUCCUGCUUCGUUCCACUUACAUUCGACCCAUGUCUUAGUGAAUCCAAAUCUGAGCAGAAUUGGCCUAAAUCUCAUUUGUCAUUACCUGUAACUCACACACUUGAAACAGUCAUCCUGACCUGAAUGUGCCAUACCCGAUGCAUGUGUAAAUGUAUGAAUGUUUGCCUUUUGUGUACGAGUGAAAACUGUUGCUGCUCAGACUUGGAAGAGAUUUAAAUGUGGUGUUUUCCAGUCUUCUAAUAAUAGCACGAGUCAUUGUCUUGAAUUUCAACCAAGUGUACAAACUGUGCCAUUCAGGUCAGUUACAGGCCGACUCAAACCAACCGGACGCAGGAAUGAAAUAUGUCAGUAAGAAGAAAUAAUACUAUUACACAUGUUUAUUUCCAUAUGUGGGUAUAAUAUUUAUUCAGUUAUAUUUAUUUGUUUGUCUCAUCUGCUAUCUGCAAACCUUCAAGGUUGUGAUGCCAGGCAAUGCAGGUACAACAUAACAUGUUUACUUUUAAUACACAUUCAAUCAGCUGCAUGUCAAUGUAUGAUAUGUGGUUUAUUUGGCCGGAAUUCCCAUUCCUUUUUUUCUAACAACAAAUUAAAAUCAUUUCAUGUCAAGGGUAUUUAUCCACUAGAGGGAGACAAAGGAUGUUUAAACUUGUGAUUUAACCCACAGCCACCACACUCUGUGACGUUAACCAGGUGUGCGUGUUAAAUAUAUUUGAUACAAUGACUGAGGAGAAAGGCCUGAAGAUGUUUUGGAGCAGCGAUCCAUUCAUUCUAGUGUAAGAGGAGGAUUUGGGUCAGUGAAUCUGAAAUAUGCUCAUGAUUAAAAAGGCUCGAGGCCACGUUA
This is a messenger RNA of Pleuronectes platessa (European plaice), 2298 nucleotides long. Its product is annotated as arf-GAP with dual PH domain-containing protein 1. The transcript is spliced from 12 exons. Lineage: Eukaryota; Metazoa; Chordata; Actinopteri; Pleuronectiformes; Pleuronectidae. Gene Ontology annotation, biological process: positive regulation of GTPase activity. Gene Ontology annotation, molecular function: phosphatidylinositol bisphosphate binding; GTPase activator activity. Bases 149 to 1282 code for a protein of 377 amino acids. The record is from RefSeq and is a predicted model, not a curated record. Gene Ontology annotation, cellular component: intracellular membrane-bounded organelle; plasma membrane.